AGGUGAGAUGCUACAGUGUUGCACUAUUGGGGUCAACUGAAGUGCAAACGUUCGUUCAAAAAAUAUACCAAAUUUCUCUGCUGAUUUACAAGUGUCCCUGUUCUACCACUCCUUGACCCAGUACGGUAGUAGUAUGUCUCGGGAACAGCUGGUGGUGGAGAGGGCAAGGAGGGCCUUCCAGACCGGUAUGUCGAAACCCCUGAAGUUCAGAGUUCACCAGCUUAAGAACCUGCACCGUUUCAUCACAGAGAGACGCAAGGACAUUGCAGACGCUGUCAAUAAGGACCUUAACAAGACUGAACACAGCACAGAGUUGUUUGAGACCCUGGGUCUGGAAGGGGAGAUCGACGUGGCUGUGGAGAGGCUAGCAGAAUGGGCUGCCCCUCGACCUGUAGAGAAGAGCCUCCUCACCAUCUUAGACGAGGUAUACAUCCAGCCAGAGCCUCUGGGAGUGGUCCUCAUCAUCGGGGCCUGGAACUAUCCCUGGGCAGUGACCCUCCAGCCCCUGGUCGCGGCUAUUGCUGCAGGUAAUGCUGCUGUGGUUAAGCCGUCAGAGGUCAGCUCUCAUUCAGCCAAGGUCAUGGAGGAACUGCUCCCACUCUACCUGGACAAGGAGCUGUACCCUGUAGUGUGUGGGGGUGUCUCAGAGACCCAGGAGUUGCUGCGUCAGCGUUUCGACCACAUCUUCUACACAGGGAACAGCACUGUGGGUAAACUGGUGAUGGAGGCCGCAGCCCGACACCUCACCCCUGUGACCCUGGAGCUGGGGGGGAAGAGCCCCUGUUACAUCGAUAAGGACGUCGACCUCAGAGUUGCAUGCCGGCGUAUCACCUGGGGCAAGUUUGUGAACUGUGGUCAGACGUGCAUUGCCCCAGACUACAUCCUGUGUGAACCCAGCAUCCAGGACAGAGUGGUGGAGGAGAUCAGGAAAUGCAUCACGGAGUUUUAUACGGACGACCCAAAGUCCUUCGAGGACUAUGGACGCAUCAUUAACCAGCGCCACUUCCAGAGGGUGAUGUCACUGCUCGAGGGGAGUACAGUGGCCAUCGGAGGAGACAGCGACCAGUCACAAUGCUAUAUAGCCCCCACGGUGCUGAAGGACGUGACAGGGGGCUCCAAGGUGAUGCAAGAGGAGAUCUUUGGUCCCCUGCUCCCCAUUGUCACUGUUAGUGGAGUGGACGAGGCUAUACAGUUCAUCAAUGAGAGAGAGAAGCCUCUGGCCCUCUACGUGUUCUCUCCUGACAACAAGUUGAUCAGGAGGGUGAUAGCAGAGACUUCUAGUGGGGCCCUAGUGGCCAAUGACUGUCUGGUCCACUUCACUGUCAGUGCUCUCCCCUUCGGAGGGGUGGGUAACAGUGGUAUGGGACGCUACCACAGCCAGCACGGCUUUGACCAGCUCAGCCACCUGCGUGCCUGUCUCAUUAAGAAGCUCAACCUGGAGGACGCCAACGCCAUGCGUUACCCGCCGCACACGGCGAAGAAGCUGGGCUGGGCACGCUUCUUCCUCCUGAAGCGGGUCAACCUGCGCCAGCUCAGACGCAUGGCGCUACUGGCCCUGUUCUCUGCCAUGGCUGCCUUCAUAGUACAGAGGUUCCUGCGGUGAUGCUGAUGUGGGGAAACUGUACGUGAGGCUCCGCCAUCUUGGACCCUGAUUUAGACUUGUCGUGCUGGGGCAACAGUUAUGUCUUAGUGUCAGUCAUAAACAUUGCAAAAUUGCAAUAGUUAAUUUUAAAUCACAAUUAUUUAACUGUUUUUAAAACAAGGGUUAUGAACCAUUAAUCAUUUUAGAGGUGUUUAUGAGUAAACCUGUAUAUUUGAGGUUAUUUUUUUAUCUCGUAUCGUGUCCUACACAUUUCAUCUCUGUUGCACUGUUGCAAAUGGAUUCUAACCUCAAUGGAAGACUGAGUACCAUGCAUUUGCAUUAUUCCUGGGAAUUCCCUAAAGGAGUGCAACUGUUGUGUAAUGUAAAGAAUGUGCCUCAUGUUGUACUAGUUUUUAUACUGAUUAUGUCAACAGUACUUUAUGUUUGGUAUGAAAAGAAAAGUUGCCCGCCUAUAUAUACCGUCUUAUUAACAUUAACAAUGAGAUGAUCAGUUUUUUUAUUUAAGAUAUUAAAAUGACAUUUAGGCUUGGCUGUGAAAUAAUAUAUAAUAAUAAUAAGACCGUGAAGAGUUAUUCAUUUCAAAUAAAAAGUUAUCUUGUU
This is a messenger RNA of Oncorhynchus masou masou (cherry salmon), 2203 nucleotides long. RefSeq names its product aldehyde dehydrogenase family 3 member A2-like. Gene Ontology annotation, cellular component: cytoplasm. Bases 134 to 1603 code for a protein of 489 amino acids. Gene Ontology annotation, molecular function: aldehyde dehydrogenase (NAD+) activity; 3-chloroallyl aldehyde dehydrogenase activity. The record is from RefSeq and is a predicted model, not a curated record. The transcript has 12 exons. Lineage: Eukaryota; Metazoa; Chordata; Actinopteri; Salmoniformes; Salmonidae. Gene Ontology annotation, biological process: aldehyde metabolic process.